UAUAAAUAUAGUUAAAUUAAUAUCAUUUCUAGAGCUUAUCCUAAUUUCUCUCCCUUUCGAAAAUCGAAACAAAUCGGUGCGAUUACUCCGUUUUGAAUUUCACCGGCGACGAUGGCUUUGAACAAUCCGCGAAGAACACGGAGAUAUCUCGCUUUAGGUUUAGCCGAUGAACCAAUCGCCGUACCAGAAACCGUUUACGCUCAAGUCCGUGAGAAAAAACGUCAAAGCUUGGUUUGUCGAGUUCUUAGCCCUAGAAGACAAGAUCUCUACUCUGUGAUCGAUAAACUCCGUCUUGAGUGGUGUCUCGGAGGAUAUGAAUGUCAUGGACGCAUUAUCGGCGGCGGGAAGUGUCAGUUCGUGUUUGAGAAAGAGCGGGAUUUAGAAAUGGUUCUUUGGUUGGUCCUUACACGUUUGAUGGAUGGCUCGUUGUGUUGCAGAAAUGGGAAGAUGAGCAAGGUCCUGAGUUUUUGAAGUCGGUGCCUAUGUGGUUGAAGAUUCGUGGGAUUCCGAUUCAGUAUCUUUGUGAUGGGACGGUUCGUGAGAUUGCUUCGUCUAUGGGUGAGGUAAUGGAAGUUGAAUUAGAUGAUGGAAUGGUUGAUUUGAGUUCUGUGCGUGCUCGUGUGAAUGUUUGUGUGGAUACACGUUUGUGUUUUAAGAAAGUGGCGAGGUUUGAUUCUGGAGAGGUUAAGAUUGUGAGUUUUAGGUAUGAGGAUAUUGGUAUGAGUAAAGCGAGGUUUAAGUUUUGUUUUAAUUGUGGGGAUAUGAAUCAUUUGGCUAGGAAUUGUUUGAUCCCUUGGGUUGAUGUUCCUGAUCCUUAUGAACGUUCUCUUUCACCACCGCCUCAUGAGUCUAACUCUGAUGGUUCUGCUGAGGGCAACUGUGGUGAUGGUGGAACUUCUUCUGGUACUUUGGAGCUGCUCGAAUUGGUGGAUGCGGUUCAGGACUUUCCUGUUGGGGAUGGUGAGCAGCUCGAAUUGGCGGGUGUGGUUCAGGACUUGCCUGUUGGGGAUGGUGAGCAGCAGCAGCAAGGUCUUGAUGGUGUUGAGGAAGCUAAUGCUACGCAGGUGGAUUCUGAAAUGGUUGGAAUUUCAUCUGAGGGGUCUAAAAGGAAGUUUGAUGCGGUGGAGCAGGGUGAUGAAAAUCCGGAAAAGCGGCUUAGAGGAAUCACUGAUGCAACUGAGGGAGGAAGCACUGACGCAACUCAGGGAGGAAGCACUGAUGCAACUGAGGAGGGUUUAGGGGUUAGCCUUAAGCCACUUCAAGGAGAAUGAUCAUAUGAAAGUUAGGACUGUUAGGGCUCUGGGUUAUAAAGACGUUUCCUAACAGUGUUUAAUGUCUUAUAGGGUUAUCCGAAAGGCAUAGUUUGUUCUGAAACAGUAUGUAUAAAAGGGUACUACGUAGGUUGGCUACGUAGGUCGUCGGUAGUGUUUCUAGGUUCUGCAAUCGUUUUGGUCCACAGCGGAGAUGAGAUCGUAAUGUAGUCAAUGCUGGGUAUAGUGAUUUGGUGUAUGCCGGAUUGCUGGGUUUAGAGUUUCAUUUUGAAAACAUUAUGGUCUGCUCUUGCUGUCUUACUGUUUUUCUCUAGAUUUCUGUAAGACUUCAGUUUCUGCAAACUCUUUACUUGACUUAAUGUAUAAUUAAGUUAUUAAGUAGUUUGUUUUCUCUCGUUUGCCGCAAUCACUAUUUUAACUGAUUAUAACUUUCAAAGUA
This is a messenger RNA of Arabidopsis thaliana (thale cress), 1710 nucleotides long. Its product is annotated as Zinc knuckle (CCHC-type) family protein. The record is from RefSeq and is marked reviewed. Bases 483 to 1271 code for a protein of 262 amino acids. Lineage: Eukaryota; Viridiplantae; Streptophyta; Magnoliopsida; Brassicales; Brassicaceae. Gene Ontology annotation, molecular function: nucleic acid binding; zinc ion binding. The transcript has a single exon.